This is a messenger RNA of Ficedula albicollis (Collared flycatcher), 1081 nucleotides long. RefSeq names its product HCLS1 associated protein X-1 (gene HAX1). The transcript has 6 exons. Gene Ontology annotation, biological process: negative regulation of apoptotic process; regulation of actin filament polymerization. Gene Ontology annotation, cellular component: sarcoplasmic reticulum; apical plasma membrane; actin cytoskeleton. Bases 72 to 773 code for a protein of 233 amino acids. The record is from RefSeq and is a predicted model, not a curated record. NCBI's taxonomy places the organism in Eukaryota, Metazoa, Chordata, Aves, Passeriformes, Muscicapidae.
UUUCCCUUUAUCUAGGUCGAUGUUCUUUUCUUAUUUUAAGUAUUCUGGUUUAAACAAACUCCAGAACGUCUAUGAUUAACACGAGUCAUUUAUCAAUGAUCACACCGCUCUCCCGCAGACCCCGGGACCCGCUGUUCGGCGGCGCGCCGUGGGACGAGGAGGAGGAGGAGGAGGAUGGCGGCCCGCCCGUGUCGCAGCCCCCGCAGGACUUCGGUUUCGGGUUCAGCCCUGGCUCGUCCCGAGGCGCCUUCGAGGAGCUGUUCCGCGACAUGAGCGAGCUGCUAGGCGCCCUGGGGGGGUUCUGGGCCGAGCCCCAGCCGCCUUUCGAGCCCGCCCUGCCCGGCCCGGGUGACGGCAGCGCCAGGCGGCCGCUGAGGGACUCGAUGCUGAAGCAGCCGAUGGAAGAUGCUCAUCGGGCUCCUCCUGCCCUCAAGGAAGAUCAAGGUGCAGCAGGGCCGUGGCAGCCCUGGGGACACGGUGCCCGUGGCUGGGCAGUGUCUCAGGGCUCGGCACUCGGCGCAGGCAGUGGAGGAGCGCCGCACCGUGCAGGACAGCCAGGGCCGCCGGGAGACAACGGUGACGCGGCGCAGGGGGGAGCAGGCCUUCAUCACCACCACCAGGGAGGACGGGCAGAGGAAGGACUACCGGGAGGAGGGGAGCUGGCACAGUUCGCUGGCACGUGGCCACAGCAGGAUGAGCUUCGUUCUGCCAACCCGAGUGACCCCUCGUCUCUGCUGGGCAGCUUCUUCCGACGCUGGUUCUCCAGCCGGUAGCUGUGUCCAGUCCUGACUGAGCAGUCCAUAUCAGUGACAGAUGGGUCAGAUCUUGCUGGGAAGUGGUGCCUGGCCACCUCCUGCAGCACUGCAGAGCUACAGAGACCUCUGUGGGGGUCAAGUGUAUGUGUGUACAGAGCAAUAAAGUCUAUUUAUGCUAAAUGGUGACCUUUCAUGCUCCUUCAGACUGGAAUCUCAUGCCUUUGGCCUGCCUCAGAGGUGCAGGUGGUUGCCAGGCUCCUGUGCCUGCACUGUUCCCUUCUUACCUCCCUCUCCCCUUUCCCUGCCAGAUGCUGUGCUAAUGCCUC